AUGGCUAUCCGAUUGCCUAGUAUUAUGCAUGCUAAGCAGAUUCUCCGACGAGGACGUUUUCUUGCAAACGGAGCAGCUUCAACAUCUUCAGUGGGUGUUCCAAAAGGUUUCUUGGCUGUGUAUGUUGGAGAAAGCGAAAAAAAGCGAUACAUGGUUCCGAUUUCAUUUUUGAGUCAGCCUUCAUUUCAAGAGUUGCUAAGUAAGGCAGAGGAAGAAUUUGGAUUUGACCAUCCAAUGGGUGGACUCACAAUCCCUUGCAGAGAAGAAAUCUUCAUUAAUCUCACUUCUCAGUUAAGGGACCUGUGA
Messenger RNA from Prunus armeniaca (apricot), 306 nucleotides. Lineage: Eukaryota; Viridiplantae; Streptophyta; Magnoliopsida; Rosales; Rosaceae. The record is from the annotation of a GenBank genome assembly.